Molecule: messenger RNA, 1551 nt
Organism: Hansenula ciferrii
Lineage: Eukaryota; Fungi; Ascomycota; Saccharomycetes; Phaffomycetales; Wickerhamomycetaceae
Exons: 1
Coding region: 1-1551 (516 amino acids)
Cellular component (GO): nucleus
Source: RefSeq, a predicted model, not a curated record
AUGGAUUUCAGCGAUGAGGUUGGACCAGAAAGUAUAUGGGAAGAUGACAACAACUUCUAUCAAGAGAAUGAGACGCUGGUGAUUUCAAUAUUCCAUAUUGAUCCAAUGCUUGAAAGAGAUGAAAUCAAGUCAAACUUACAAAGAGUCCUAACAGAUAUCCAUAACCGAUUUGAACCAUGGCUAGAUCAUUAUAUUUGGAAUCAAGAACCUGUGAAAUUUGAAAUGUGUGAACAUGAUGAUGUGGAAUACAUUUAUGGUAAAUUGGUAUUUGGUGAUUAUUAUAAUGAUGAAUGGCUGGUUACACAGAUUUUAUUUGAACUUUCCAAGACUUAUGAAGAUUUAUACAUACAUCUUUCCGAUAAUGAAGGUGAAUUAAUACUUAUAGAAGGUGCUGAUCAACUACCAGAAUGGAUUGAACCUGGAAAUGCCAAAAAUAGAGAUUGGAUUAAUCAUGGAAGAAUAUUAAUCAUACCUGAAGAGUAUUAUAAAGAUCGUGGAUUGAAAAUGAAAGAAGCAUUAAAAUUUUUGGAUAGAGCUGUUUACAAAUGUUUAAAGAUAGCUGAGUUAGAUAAAGUCAUAAUAUCAAAGCUGAAGCAAUAUCCAACAAAGGCAUUAGAAGGCCAAGUUGAAUUAGAAAUUACUCUACCCAGAGAGUAUGCAGGGUUAUUAAUGAAGUCAAACAUACUCAAUCAAGCUGUCAUAGCUCAUGGUAAGGAUAUACAAGGUGGAAAUGCAACAGAAAACUUAACUACCACUGACUUGGUGGAUUUAAAAAUAAGGACAACCGCAUUAGCCUAUUUAUUCACAGACUUUUAUGCCAAAUCACAAAAUGAAUCUCAAAAAUUAGCAGGUGGUAAACUUGUGACGAUAUCUUUACAAAAAUAUCUUAAUGAAAAUCCCAAUAUUAAAUUAGAUUAUAAACCAACAGACAAGGAGAUCCAAGAUUUCAAUCUUAAAGGUGAUGUCUUACAAAAAGAAUUGAUCAGACUUAUGAGAAUUGAUAAGUAUGUUGAACCAAAUAUAAAAUUUGAUGAUUCAAAUGAAACUGAAAAUCCAGAGAAUGAUGACUUGGUAUCUAAACUUGAAACUUUUUUCAAAGAUACAAAUGCUGGUCUUGACGGUGUUGAAAAUAAACCACAAGACUUUACAAAGUCAACAAAUUUUAAAAUUGAAGAACUGGAACCUGAAUCCGAAGAUAGUGACGAGGAAGAUGAAGAAGCAAGAAAAUAUCUUGCCCAGGAGAACAUUGAUAUCGAUGAAGAUGAUUUUUUUGAAUUUUUCGCCAAAGAAGCAUUGAAAUUAUCCGAUGAGGAUUUAGAAACAUUUAGAAACAUGAAAUUAGAUGAUGAGCAAAACGUUACUAACGAUCAAGAUGAAGAGGAUUAUGAACCUGAUAGUGAUGAAGAAGAAUUAUUGAAAAACUUUGCAUCCGGAGAUGCUACCCAGUCUAUCCAAGAAUUAUUGAAAAGUCUGCAAACUGAAGGUGGUGCAAAUGGUCCAGCUGCUACAUUAUUACAAAGUUUAGGUAUGAACAUCACAACAGAGAAAUAA